Anopheles cruzii is the source of this 977-nucleotide messenger RNA. RefSeq names its product C-factor (gene sni). Bases 184 to 930 code for a protein of 248 amino acids. The transcript has 4 exons. The record is from RefSeq and is a predicted model, not a curated record. NCBI's taxonomy places the organism in Eukaryota, Metazoa, Arthropoda, Insecta, Diptera, Culicidae.
CUGAGUUUUUACUGGAAGCGCGCGUGUUACUCGAAGCACUAUUACACAUAGUAUCUCGCUAAGUCCGGCAAAUCGCCUCAAAAUCACACACCGACGCUAGUUCCGGCUCCGGAAAGGGGAAGCAACGGCAGCUAUAAACAUACGCCGUCGCCGUGCAGCACAACAUCGAGCCGACCGGCAACCAUGAACAGCAUUUUAAUUACAGGCGGUAACCGCGGCCUCGGACUGGGGCUCGUAAAGACCCUCAUCCGGCAGCAGGUACUGCAGAAAACACAAAUCAUUGCGACAUACCGGCUUCCGGAAAAAUCAGAGGAACUCUUUGCGCUUGCUAAACAGAACGCGAACGUUGUCCCUGUUCUAGCUGACGUAACGAACCUGGAACGGUACGAGCAGCUGGUCAACGAAGUCGAGUCCAUCGUUAAGGAUAAAGGCUUGAACGUCCUGUUUAACAAUGCCGGAAUUUCGCCCAAAUCGACGCGCCUUAGUUUCACCAAAGCAGAUGACCUCGUCGACACAUUUGUCACCAACACGGUGGCACCCAUCAUCCUAACCAAGGAGCUGCUUCCGCUACUAAAGCGGGCCGCCGACCGUCAACCGGAUGCGCCGCUCGGUCCGGGACGCGCAUGUGUUGUCAACAUGAGCUCAAUAUUGGGCUCGAUCGCGGAGAACCGCGAAGGUGGUCUGUACGCUUAUCGGACCUCGAAAGCGGCCCUAAACGCGGCCACCAAAUCGAUGUCCCUGGAUCUUCGGCCGAGCGGCAUUAUGGCGGUGGCACUACACCCGGGCUGGGUAAAAACGGACAUGGGCGGCUCAAAGGCCCCGCUGUCGGUGGACGAAAGCUGCGAUGCCAUCGUACGGACACUGCUCUCGUUGAACGAAUCCCACAACGGGGGAUUUUUGCAGUACGAUGGGAAAACGUUGCCUUGGUAGAGAAACGUGGCUUCGCAAUUGCAUCAUUACUAUAUGUUUUGUAAAAA